AUGAAGCUUCUAUUCCCAAAGGAGCUUAUUGAUGAGAAUCUAGAAGGAUUCAAGGAGAAAGUGACAAGAACUCUAAAGCUUUUUCCUAAGGCAGUAGUGCCAAGGGACAUUCAUGGAGAGAUUGUCUAUCCAGCUGUGAAUCACCCACCAGAUACUCAUUGCAAGGAGAAAAGACUUGGAGGAUCAAGAUGCCUCUUGUCUCCAUCUUCUCCUGAGCGCCAAGCCUUACAGAUAGAAGGAGAAAAAGGUGUGAAAACACAAUCCGCGCCAAAACAUUGGCCGCGGACGCGCAAAAAAUUUUGGCCGAGCAAUUCCAUCUGGCCGACCACGGUCGAGCCGGGAAGGAAAGCCGUGCUCGGCCGGAGUCUAUUGCGCGACAGAAACGUUCGCGCGCACGCACGAACCGGGAAGAAGGCCGCGAUCGGCCGGAUUUUCGUAUCGGAACGGACCGACCGUGCCGGUCGAUCCGGGAAACAAACGAUCGGCCUCGGCCGAAAUCUCUCGCCACGAAUUUGGCCGACCAAAUCGCUCGACCGCGAAAAUCCAUCGGCCAUCGGCCCAAAACUUUUCUAG
This is a messenger RNA of Microthlaspi erraticum, 573 nucleotides long. The record is from the annotation of a GenBank genome assembly. NCBI's taxonomy places the organism in Eukaryota, Viridiplantae, Streptophyta, Magnoliopsida, Brassicales, Brassicaceae.